AAAACAUAAACACUUAAACUGUACAUACAACCACUUCUCAACAGUUUAAACUCGAUCAUCUAUUACCAUCUUCAUUUGCUCUAACUCCACAAUUAAGUUCCAAAAUCUAGGGUUUCAUAUGUUUCCCAAUUAGAACACAACACAUUUUCAACACUAUGCUCCUCCUUGUCAUCUUCCUCACUCUCUCUAAAUCUCUGUAUUUUUACCUCAAUUCAUAAACACAAACCCUACCGACAUUGUAGCUGAGUCAGGUCCCGAGUUCGAGUCGCCGCUGGGUUGAUACAUAUUUGUUACAUUGCGCGCACAAGAUGAUGCCUUCUAUUAUGAGGAAGCAGCAGGUGCAUAAGCUGUUGAGGUCUAAUUCUUCUAUGAACGCUUCGUGUUCGUCUGAUGCUUCGACUGAUUCGACUCAGAGUAGGGCCUCCACGGGGAGGAUUAGUAGGCGGAGCGCGCCGACACUGGCGAGGACCAAGCAUUAUGGUUCGAGGGUUGAUAAGGUGGUGGUGGUUGGUGAUCAUAGUGAGCAGCAGGUUUGUGAUGAUGUUAAGAGAAGAUGUGCUUGGAUUACGCCGAAUACUGAUCCCUGCUAUGUUGCUUUUCACGAUGAAGAAUGGGGAGUUCCAGUAUACGAUGACAAAAAACUGUUUGAAUUACUCAGCUUAUCAACUGCUCUAGCCGAACUUACUUGGCCAGUCAUUCUUAAUCGCAGGCAUUUGUUCAGAGAAGUAUUUCAGGAUUUUGACCCUAUUAAUGUCUCCAAGUUAAAUGAAAAAAAGAUUGCAACACCAGGAUGCUCGGCUAGCUCUCUUCUAUCUGAGGUGAAGCUACGUGGUAUCAUUGAAAAUGCACGUCAUACGUGCAAGAUUAUCAAAGAAUUUGGAUCUUUCAACAAGUAUAUAUGGGUCUUUGUGAACCAUAGGCCUACGGUUGGUCAAUUCCGGUAUCCCCGUCAAGUUCCCAUUAGGACAUCAAAGGCAGAUAUGAUAAGCAAAGACCUUGUCAGAAGAGGGUUCAGAGGUGUUGGACCUACAGUUGUCUACUCGUUCAUGCAAGUAGCUGGAAUAACAAAUGAUCACCUCACAAGUUGCUUUAGGUACCAGGAAUGUAUAGCUGCAGUAGAUGCAAAGGACAAUUACGAGGCUAGGGCAGAUGGUAAACUACCACAAGAUCCAAAUGAUCUUAGUUUAGCAAUAGCUAUAGAUGACUUGACGCUAUCCUCGGACUGAAAUCAAGAUACCCAACUAAUGAGCUGAAGAAUACACUCAUCAUAGGGGUAGUUGCAUUCUUCUGAGAGAUGGGCUGCUGGAGGUUAUGUACAAAUAGUGAGUAUGAAUUAUUUUGUGUAUUGCACUGUAGAUUCAUAAGUAUAAUUUGGAUACAAUGAAGGAUGAUUGGGUGCUUUCAAGUAAUUGCACCUAAUGUAGCUUCUAUUUCUUAUGUA
This is a messenger RNA of Daucus carota subsp. sativus, 1441 nucleotides long. RefSeq lists its product as uncharacterized. Gene Ontology annotation, biological process: base-excision repair. The transcript has 5 exons. The coding region runs from base 309 to 1226 and encodes 305 amino acids. Lineage: Eukaryota; Viridiplantae; Streptophyta; Magnoliopsida; Apiales; Apiaceae. Gene Ontology annotation, molecular function: DNA-3-methyladenine glycosylase activity. The record is from RefSeq and is a predicted model, not a curated record.